This is a messenger RNA of Trichechus manatus latirostris (Florida manatee), 21881 nucleotides long. RefSeq names its product fibronectin type III domain containing 3B (gene FNDC3B). The coding region runs from base 11961 to 15527 and encodes 1188 amino acids. The transcript has 25 exons. The record is from RefSeq and is a predicted model, not a curated record. NCBI's taxonomy places the organism in Eukaryota, Metazoa, Chordata, Mammalia, Sirenia, Trichechidae. Gene Ontology annotation, molecular function: protein binding.
UAUAUAUAUAUAUAUAUAUAUGUUUGGCUUGAAAAAUAAGCAUUUUUCAGUGAAUAGUAUUUAGUCCUCUGAUGUAUGCCACAUAGAGCCCUCAUCAAAGCAUCUGAUGUUGUUAAUUGCCAUCAAGUCAUGGCGACCCAUGUGUGCAGAGUGGAACUGUUCCAUAGGGUUUUCAAGGUUGUGACCUUUAGGAAGCAGAUGGCCAGGGCUGUUUUCCAAGCCGCCUCUGGGUGGGUUCAACUGGUAGUCCAGUGAGUAAUUGUUUGGGAGCGCUUAACCCUUUGCACCACCCAGGGACUCGAAGGGCAAAAGAAACAAGCCAGGUGCCUUGGUUUUACUGUUUAUGGUCUAGAUAGGAAAUGUUAAACCCAGAUGCAAGAUACCAGCAUUCCAGGUGCAGAGAUGCACUUACUGUGUUUAUAAUAUUUUUUAUAGUCUCCAAGAAUUGUGUCUUCCUUAAGCAUUUACUGAAAUAUAAUUUUCUGAAAGUAAACUUGCUGGUAUUACCUAGGUGAGACUUUUUCAUUUAAAACAUUUCUAGAUUAGCUUGUUUUUCGAAUAAGAGUAAAUUUGAUAGCAGUUUUCCAUUCUGAUUUUUAGGUUUUUCUUUUUAAAAUAUCUGUCAUAUUGAAUGCAGUAUGAUAGCCGUUGAUGUAUACUGCAUCCAAAACCAAACCAAACCUGUUGCCAUUGAAUUGAUUCUGACUCAUGGCGACCCCAUGUGUUACAGAGUAGAACUGCUCCAUAGGGUUUUCUUGGCUGUAAUCUUUAUGCAAGCACAUCUCCAGGCCUUUCCUCCAGGGCACCACAGUGUGUGUUUGAACCCUCAACUUUUAGGUAAGGAGUCGAGCGCAAACUUUACACCACCCAGGGAUGUCGUAUACCUCAUAGCACAGGAAAAAUUGUUGUUGUUAGGUGUUAUCGAGUCAGUUUUGACUCAUGGUGACCUCAUGUGACAGAGUAGAAUUUCCCCAUAGGGUUUUCUAGGCUGUGAUCUUUACAGGGGCAGAUUGCCCAGUCUUUUUCCCAUGGAGCCACUGGGUGGGUUUGAGCUGCCAGUAAAAAUCAUAUAUAAAUAUGAAUAUAUAUAUGUGUAGGAAAGAUGGGAUACUUCUGCAUCCAGAAUGUGUGAAGACAUAUGUUUGUAUAUAAUUGUUUUCCUGUAGGCAGACUCUUCUUUUUUCUUUCUUGUCCAAAUGAGUGAUUUAAAAAUGUGACUGUAUAUAAAAUAUAUACACUGUACUCCAAACAUGACAGUAGUCAGCAAACUGCAUGAAGUUAGUAACAUUAAUCUUCAAGUCCCAAAUGCAGACAUUUUCUCUCUCUCUUACAGUUACAUUUCUCAAUGCAAAAAUAAACAGCUUGUCAAGGAGCCAGUUGAUAAAGUGCCACAGUAUUGUAUCUAGGUAGUUUUGGGUUUAUCUACCUUCAGAUUAUAUCGAGUUUCCUCAUUUAAAGUGGCAUUGGCCAGAGCUAGUGGUGCAGUGGUUAAGAGCUAUGGCUGCUGAUCAAAAGGUCAGCAGUUCAAACCCACCACCCACUCCUUGGAAACCUUACAGGGCAGUUCUCCUCUGUCCUAUAGGGUCGCUCUAAGUCGGAAUUGACUUGACAGCAACAAGUUUGUUUUUUUGGUCAGGUGCCUGCCUCUUAGUCAUUUUCUCGUUAACUCUAAUGUUGCAGUAACUUGAAGCUAGACUGGUGGGCCCCCAAAAGAAAUGAAAUUCAUGUGCUGUGUUAGUGUUCUUUCCUACACUGGUAUUGCUUCUCAGCCCCAGGCCUUUUUCCUUAACAGGUGACCAUCACAUCAGGUCAUCGGCAGAGGGGCAAUGUGUUUUGUGAGUAACUGGUGUGUGUAGAGGAGCCCUGAUGGCCAGUGGCUAAGCACUCAGCUGCUAAUCGAAAGGUCUGUGGUUCGAACUCACCAGCUGUUCUGUGGGAGAAAGAUGUAGCACUUUACUUUCCGUAAAGAUUACAGCCUUGGAAAACCCUAUGGGGCAGUUCUGCUCUGUCCUACAGGGUCACUAUGAGUCGGAAUCAACUCCAUGGCAAUGGGUUUGGUAUUUUUUGGUUUUUAUGUCCUAUUCCAAAAUUCCUGUUUUCAGGAAGAGUGGAAUUGCCUGGUAAGGCCUGUCUCCCCUAGGCUUGUUCAGGUAAACUGUUGGAAGGAGACAUGGGACUUGGAUUUAUAAGGUGAUAAUUUGUAAAGUUUACAAAGAAGAGAAUUUCUGUCAAUUAUCUUACGUGAUCUUCACAUUAACUGCAGCAUGUGAUCACUGUAGCAUCUCCUUUUCUUUCCUCAAGGACUGGUUCUCACUCUGGUUAGCAGUUUCCUCUGCUGUCAGCAGCUGGGGAGUAGUGGUGACCAGAGAAGGAGAGUAGGGGCUCCUUGACCGUGGAAUUCUCACUCGUAUUGAGGAGACGGCCCUUUGGUCCACUGUCUUUUUCCUUCUAAACCCUGCCCUUCAUUUCCAUUAAAAAAUUUACAUCAUCCCAGAGGCACAGUUUUUGAGACUUAAGAAAUCUCAAAACUUGUGUAAGACUUGAACCUAUUAGGUUGUUUAUUUUUCAGUGUGAAUUAAUAAUUAUUUCUUUUAAGUAGUACCAGAAUAAAAAAAAUCUAAGUUUUUUUCCUUCAAAAAGAAAGAAAAUGGCCACUUUGCUACAUUAACAUUUCUAAAGUCUUUCGUCUCUGCUUUUUCCCAGUUCUCCAGGGGGGAUACAGAAUUAAGUGUCACAGCAGUAUUUGUACCACGAGCCACAAUACCACACCCAUUUACUAGUGAGUUCCUAAUUUUUUUUGUUUUAGAUUGAUGAAGGGCUGCUUGGACUUUGACUCUCCUCAAGAUGUUAAUUAUAUGUUUCAAAAUCAUGUGUUCUGUUAAAAAUCACUUACGCAUAGCCUUGGAAAGAGAACUGGAGGCAUGGAGUUGCUUCAGGGUGCAGAAUAUUGUUUUGGAGGCCUUGGGAAAUAAAUCUUAGGAGUUAGUUCAUUUACCACCAAGACAUAUUUAGUCAGUGCAUAUAAACAAAAGAAGUCACAGUGUGCCUGGACAUUAUUUGUCCCAGAUGGAGUUUAAACUUGGCUCAUUAUGCCGCACUGAUGUCAUGGUGCAUAAACUGGCCCUGAAUUAAAGACGUGCACAGAAUCUGCUGUGUGCUUGUAUGUGAUGAGGACGUGUGAGGAGGAGGGGAGGGGCUGGCUGGAAAAUCUUUGUCACAUUUUUCCUUUGCUGUCUGCAGAGACUAGUGUCAGUUCUGAAUUUGGACUUGUUGCAGAAUGAGGGAAGAAUUGGAAUAAUCUGUUCAUUUGUACAAGUCGGUAUGUGUAUGUACUCAGCGACGUAGUUCUUCCAGGACAGAGUACAGUGCACCCGACUUUCCAAGAGUUGCUUACAAAGCUUUACUACUAAAAUUUAGAACAGAAAAUAUUAAAGCAUGACAUUUUUAAAGAGCAUUUUCUGUAUGUUUGUCUUGAAAUCUUAAAUCUGGACAGUUUCUUUAAACUUUUUAAUGGUCUUAAGUAUCCAGCUGUAUAAUUCCAUUUUCCUGGAUUGCAUGAUGGAUAACCCCUUAAACUAGUUGCUUAAGUGUAUAAAAGUGCUCCUUAGAGGAUCUGGCCGGGGCUGUUUCUUCCUGUGUGCCUUGAGAGGGCAGCUUGUGGGUCAGAAAACGGAGCCAGAGGGGGUUCUCUCCUGGAGUGCCGAGUGUUUAAUAGGAAAUUUCCACAUACUGUGAUGUUACUUUAUUACUUUUUAUUGCUGACUUCUGUUAUGAUCUUAAUUAGAAGCAUUUCCAAAUGUAGAUGUAAAGAGCUUAGAUUUCAGAACUUCUGUGAAUGGAUUCCAUAGUCACUGUUGUUGCUGGGAUCCAUGGAAGCUGGAUAGGCACCGGAAUGGGAAUGAGUUGGGAGGUGAGCUUUGAAGGAAAGCCAGAAUGUUUCCCAAACAAAAAAUGUGGUCAGAGGUGAGAUUGGCUGGGUUUAGAUUUUAUUGAGAACAUGAAACGCGUCAGACUUGGUACUUUUUUUUCUUGAGACUCUCAUUAGAGCUCACAUUUUUACUUAAAUGAGAGAUUUGUCAUCAGUAGCAAUUUGAAGGAAAAGAAGUAUUAAUACCAGUUAUCAUUUAUUAAGCACAUAUUAUGUGUUUGGCCCGGUAUCAGGGCCACACCUGCUUGUCUCUAUUCCUUAGAGCAAACACAUAAUGUCAGUAUUAUUUCUUUUUCAGAUGAGGAAAUCUGGGGUUAGAAAGGUUAAGUGACUUGUCCCCAGAGCUCGGAGCUAACCUUGGUGUCUUAUUUGCUCUUCUCACAGUGUGUGUAUCUUGGGUUUUCUAGUUGAUAUUUAAACUAUUAGCUUAAAGAUGAAUUGAAAAUACCGUGAGGUUAGCAGAGAGUGAUUUAACUACUCAGUAUUUACAUACUUAUAAUGCUACCCGGAAGGCAGCUCAGUCCCAAACACUAAACGCUAUCUACUAAUUUUAUAGAUUGGCAGGAAAAAGAAACUAAAAAUGUACAAGAAAUAUGUGUACCAUAACCACCCAACCUGUUGCCAUUGAGGCGAUUCCGACUUGUAGCAACCCUAUAUAGGACAGAGUAGAACUGCCUCAUAGGGUUUCCAAGGAGCAGCUGGUAGAUUUGAACUGCUAACCUUUUGGUUAGCAGCUGAGCUUUUAACCACUGUGCCACCAGGGCUUCAUGUGUACUGUACUUCUUAUUUAUUGAAAUCUUCAGAGUACUUUAAGAUUCAUUUUUAAUUUAAAGACUAUUGAGUUGUAGGUGAUACUGUUUUUUUCUUAUCAGUAAUUGUGAGUCCUUAGCAUAGUUUUUAGACCUUUUUUGUGUAUGUAUAAUAAUAAAAGGCAAACUAUAACUUCAAGAUAGAAAAAAUUGAAUUAACUAGUUUGAAAUGAAAUUAUUUAGGAUCAAAAAUUAGAUGUUUUGGGGAUACUAUAAACUUUGAACUCUUGUAAAUAAGUAGUGCAACAAUUCUCCUGAAAUUCAUACUUGUUUCCUGGUAGUCCACUGGUAUACCUUUCCUGUUGGUCAGCAAACCAACCCACAAUGUAGGAGAUGGGCACAGUAGUCCAUUGUGCCUGCUUGGUGAGUAGACUAGAAAUGAAGAAGUGGUAGAUUGUCUGUUGCAUGCUUUUUGGGUUAGCUUUUUAGAGCAAAGGCCAAUAAACCUGAGAGAAGAAAUAAGGGAGAGGAAAAGCCUAGGAGAUGGCAUAGUGACUGCUUUUAGACACAUGUCGGUGAUAGCAUUGUUAGAUAGCAGAAUUAGAGAGUGUGACCAGAAGUAGGAAAACAUGAAUUAUGGCUUUGAGAGCCAUAUGCAUUACUCCAGAAAAAACAAAAACAAAAAACCCAAACCCAUUGCCAUCGAGUCAAUUCCGACUCAUUGCGCCUCUAUAGGACAGAAUAGAACUGCCCUACACACCUCCAUAAUCUUAGAAACCCCAGUGUUGGUAGAAAGGUAAGGCAGACCUGUACAGCAGCAAACCCCAACAUCUGGAUAGCGAUAUUUAAAGGUUAAACCAACAGUUAUUGGAACAACUUAAUCUUUGAAUUAUGUCAUAGAUGGAUGUUGCCGUAACUUCUUUACUGGUCUCUGUGUGCAGUGUCUUCCCCUCGUAGUUUUGAGUUUUCAUCGCUAGUAAUACUGCUUUCCUGCUGGAAAAUCCAGUGCUCUUAAGAUGAAGUCCAGCCCUUUAAGUGGGGGCGAACAUAGCCUUUCUCAGGUGGCCCUGGCCUGUCUAUGCAGCCUCACCUUUACCCCUUUGUCACAUGCAUACAUUGUUACAGCCACGUUGGAAUUCUGGCUGCUGCUUAAACACAUUAUACUGUUUAGGUUGCAACGUAUUUGCUUGUGUAAUUGUUUUUUUGCUUACCUACCUGCACUCUCCUGUUUCCCCUAUAUGUGUCACUCCCAACUAUACAUUUUGGUCUUUUAUUUUCUUGGUUUUUAUCUUGAAAGUCCUGUAAUUGAAACUUCAGAUUUGGAUGUUUGUGGUUCUUUUAAAAGAGUCUCUUAACCUAGUUUGGGCCAUUGAUACUGCAUUUUGCAUUUUUUUCUGUUUGAGUUAAUGCUAUAUUUUUAUUCUUAGCAAAUAGCAGCCCUUUUUGUAACAGAAUCUCUUUAUUCAAGGCAGUAUACAAUUAGGUGGGGUAGAAGUAUACAACUUCUUACAAGCUGCUGUUGUAUUUUCUUUAUAGCCAUAGUUCUUGCCACUAUCUGUAAUUAUUUGUUAGUUCAUUUGAAUACCAUGCAAGUUCUGUUUGUAAGCCCCCAAACCAAAAAAACCCAGACCCGAUGCCAUAGAGUCGAUUCCGACUCGUAUUUGUAAGGCCCAGGUGGGCAGAAUUUUGCAUGGUCUAAGUCUUUGUCCUCAAUGCCUAGAGAAAUACCUGGUCAAUUGUGGGCUCUCAAUAAAUUUUUGCUGAAUUAACACUAAGAUAGUCAUAAUUCCUCUGAGGGCAUUUGUGUCAUAAAAUGCGGUUAUUUAACUCUUCUAUAUCUGUGUGUUUUCUGCAUGUAUGAUUUUAGUGCAUAAAAGCAUCAUCCUUGGUUGAUCUGACUUCGGUUUCCUCAGUUAACCCAUUAUCUGUUUCAAUCUUUUGUCAAUGACAGAUAAAGUUUUGGGAAGCAUAGGAGCUUAUAAUGCAGUUUUCUCAGGAGUCAUUUUUAUUUUUCUUAUGCUUUCUCUUGGGUCAUAAGAAUUGACGUCUUGUAGCUGUGAUGUUAUAAUAGAGUGGGUAACUCAUUUGUUCAUCUCAGGAUUCUAGGAGAAUUCAAGAUCUUGACAAGGACUUUAUGAGAAUUAAAUCCAGCCCAAUAAAAAAACAUCUAGGAGCUCUGGUGGCACAGUUAAGAGUUUGGCUGCUAACCAAAAGGUUGACAAUUUGAAUCCACCAACCACAGCUUGGAAUCCCAAUGGGGGCAGUUCUCCUCUGUCCUAUAGGGUUGCUGUGAGUUGGAAUUGACUCGACAGCAACAGGUCUUUUUUUGUUUUUUGUUUUUUAAUGUGUUGUUAAUUAAGAGAUUCCUCAGUACCUAAUUGCCAUACUCUGUUUAGGAAGGGGACUGAGGGGAGUCUGCCUCAAGGAGUGAGCACAGAUUUCCUAGAAGAGAACUUGUCCCCUCUGUUUGUGGACAUGCCUUUAACCCAGUUAAAUGCAUUUGCUUGCCGUAGUUAUUCUUGGAAGUGUCCCCAUAGAGAAUUGACUCUGUCAAACCCAUGGAUAUCAGAGUGGGGAAAGUUGUGUGAUAUAAUAGAAGGGCAUGCAUUUUGGUCAGACAGGGCUGGAUUCCAGUGCUGGAUUUCAGUUGCUUUUUAGUUUUGUAAUUCCAGAUAAGUUACUUACUCUUUUUAAGCCUCAGUUUUCCCAUAUGUACUGUCCAGUUAAUAAUACAGUAGAUUCUCACUAUUUACAUAUUCCAUAUUUGUGGAUUUGCCCACUUGCUAAAAUUUAUCUGUAACUCCAAAAUCAAUGUUCAUGGUGCUUUAACGGUCAUUUGCAGAUAUACAGAGGGCAAAAAAUUUGAGGUGCCCGAUGUGCAUGUUCCCAGCUGAAGUUUAACAAGAUGACUCUCUGCCUUCUUGUUUCAGUUCUUGUACUGUGAACAAAUGCUCUUUUCACAGUCUGUUUAGUGCCGCAUCUUUCCCAUCGUUAUGCUUUUUCUGGGCGAUUUUGCUGUUGAAAAUGGCCCCCAAGCAUAGCGAUGAAGUGCUAUCUUGUGUUCUUAGUGCACGAAGUCCGUCAUGUGCGUUAUGAAGAAAAUACAUGUGUUAGACAAGCUCCCUUCAGGCAUGAAUUACAGUGCUGUUGGUACUGUAAUAGAUAUUAAAUAAGGUGUCUUUAAACUGAAACACACAUAAAAGAAGUCUGUAUAUUGAUUAGAUGAUGAGAAUAUUGUGACCAGAGGCUCGCAGGAACCUAACCUUGUAGGCAUUGUCUGAGUCCUCUCCCUUUUCUCCAGAUCAGGAACAUGGGAGGUGAUGGGCUGCGGAUGACCAUUAAUUGCUCUCUCUGUGGUAAUAACAUACACAAAGAAAAUGCCACAGGAUUAAAAACGUGAGCAGGUAAAAUAGAAGGGUAUUGGAAGAUGAUGGGAAGUAUUAUUGAUUGCCUCGGUUUGCUCAUCUGUCUCCCUGAAGACUGAACCCAAAGCUGGCAGGUGGAGAACACGUAAGACCGUGAAGUCUCCGAGAGGACGUAAACAAACAGUGGGUCAAGGCACAAGGACAUACAUGGUAUCUGCUGGAUGAUCAUGAAUGCUGGCCAAGUGAGAAAUGUUCAUUUACGCAUGUAACAGCUAAGAAUGAGUGAGACAAGCCUCACAGAGUGUGUAAGUGGACAGAGCUCCUGAAGUGAAACGAGAUCUCUUCUCCCACCACAUUUUAAAUCUUGAUUAUCUGUACUGGAUUUAACUUUCUAAAAUGCUGCCAGUGUAAUAUUUCAUCUUUGAUCAGUCAGUACUGUUCUCCCAACAGAAGCUUCUUUGAUGGACUGAUUAACAUUGCAGUGAUUUCUUAGCCAGGUGGCUGGUAAUUUUUUAUUUGAGGCAUAAGUUAGGAAUUUCCCUCUGAGUAGUCUUAGAUACUACAUAUCUUCUGAUUAAUCAGCCACCCAGAAUUUAAAUUGCAAAAGUAGCUUUCUUUUCCCCUUCUAAUAGUGAAAAUACUGGAGCCUUGGUAGUGUAGUGGUUAAGAGCUACAGCUACUAACCAAAAAGUCUGCAGUUCGAAUCCACCAGCUGCUCCUAGGAAACCCUGUGGGGCAGCUCUACCCUGUCCUAUAGGGUCACUAUGAGUUGAAGUUGACUUGACGACAGUGGGUUUGGUUUUGGAAUGAAUGAAAAACUGAGUUAGAUUUAGAUUUAUACCUUUAAGGAAAAGAUCUGUUACCCUUGCUUCAGUUUUUUUGUAACUAAAGCAUUCUCAGGAUGCUGUGUUUACCCUUUUGUUCAAUUGUGUUAAUUCUAAUGCUUGUUUUAUUGUUUCUUUAGACUUUGAAAGAGUGGUUGUUUAUUUUUCAUUAAGCCUUGAUAAACUACCUCUAAAUGUUUUAGGCUUCUUGGUUCAUGUACCACUAACGGAUUUGAAACAGAUCUGAUAAAGCAGUAGUAGCCUGAAGUAUGCUCCUAUGAUUUGAUUAACACAAUUGUGUUUCAGCAUCUUGAAGGAAAAAAAUCUAUCAGUGGUUAAAAUCUUUGUCCCCCCCGCCGUGUGUCUGACAAGACACAGAGUGCAACAUAAAUCAGUUUAAUGCUGACUUUGGAAAAGCAGGAAAUGCUUAGUGAGUGGACAAAAAGUGAGGAGAUUUGGACAGCGAUGUUAUUAUGUUUUACGUUCUGUGUUUAAGAAAACUUGUAACAGUUGUGUCUGCUUUGUGGCCAGAGAGAGAGACUAACUGAUUUGUAUGAUACAAAAGGUUAAGUGCCAGGGAUCCUGCCAGGGUGUGACUCAUGCUCCUCAAGGCUGACUGAUGCAAGGCCUGUGGCUGCUGUUUCAUUCAUGUAUGUUGUCAGGGACAGAUCACUGGCUUGCUGUGUGUCAAAGCUUUAUUUCUAUCUCUGCUUUAUUGACAGUAAAAACAGCAAGGUGGUCAGUCUCCCUCAGUAUAAUAAAAGCUUUAUUUUAAAACAUCUCAGUGCCAAGGUGAAUAUGGUUUGUUCAAAUAACGAGUUUUGCUCUUACUCAGAAAAAUUGAUACUGGGACACAGGAGAUUUGCCUGGUUUCUGAGGUAACUCUGUAGAUUAUAAUCUGGUUGCCAUGACAACCCAGCAGCAGUGAAAAUUAUGGGAAGCAAACAUUUGAAGAGAGGUUAUUUUAGUAGGAUACUGAAAAGCACUAUCAUCUCUUUUCCUGAAGAAGUGGGUUGAGGGUCAGGAAUUGGCCUUAGUAAGCGGAGGGGGAAGGCAUAAGUGGAUUUUUGAGGGUGGAUGCCUGGAAAGUGGACGCCUGGAGGCCAUUCUUUGAAACGUGGUCUGGUGUCAGUGACCACUAAGGAACGGUGAGAGACACUUCUUGCAAUGUGAUGAUCAGAUAAUAUGACAGAAUCUGGAACAUACACCAAUUCAGACAUCCCUUUCCUUGCCUGGAAUUUUCCAUAAUAAUGGUGAAUUGUAUUUUCAGAACCCAUAUUCAGGGCACAUUGACAUUUCUGAGUGUGGUAGGGGAGAGUAUAUGAAUUUGAGAUUGUCAAAGAAAAUCUGAGGCAUGGAGUCUUGGUGUCCAUUGGUUUUUUUUUUUUUUUUUUCUCUCUCUCCAUUAAUUCCACAGGCAUGUAUUACAGGCCUGUCCCUAGGGGUUUAAACAAAAAGCAGAUGGUUUCUGCUUUAUUAUAGUGAUGUUAGACUUGGUCUAAAGACUUUUUACAAAUUUUUUUCAUUGCAGUGUUGCUUCCAUUGUAAUUGAGUUGUGUUCUGUAUUUAUAUAAAAAUAAAGUUAACGAUUUUCAUGUUAAAGGAAUGACUUUGAAAGCUCAGUUUGAAGAAAGCAAUCUAAAUGUUUUAGUCUCUCUGGCGAUCUGAAGGGAUUUCUUUUUGCGUUCUUGAAAUGGUGCAGUGUCUGUACAUUGGUGAGAAUUUGGAGACUGAAAGAUCAUUGAUGCAGUUAUUGUACAGGACAAAUAAAUUGCUCAGAAAUAACUGUUAUAAUUCAAAAUAAUGAGAAGCACCAGGGAUGAAGCUUGGACUUCUUUUCCUUGAAUGAUCCUGUUUUUUCCAAUUAAUGUAUUUCCUGACUUAAAAAAUUUUUAAUAGCCCAGCAGUGUCUCCUGUGGCAAGUUAUUAGAAGAAGCAAAAGACAUGGAUAUUAAAGGUUUAGUUCUUGAAGAUGAAAUAACUUUGAUUCAGGCAUUGUGCUAGGCAGUGGGAUCUUGUCCAUUUACAGCCUAUAUUAUAAGGAAAGACAUGCAAGAAAAUAAUUGCUUAGUUAACUGCAAUUGCAAAUUUUAGAAAGUAAUUUGUUUUAUUUUGUUAGAGAACAUAUAAUGGGAAAUCUGACUUGUCAUGAUGGUCAAAGCUACUUCUUAAGCUAAGAACAAUGAAGAGACUUUAGCCGGUCAGGAAAGUAGGGUGAAUGGUGUGCAGAUACGCAGUAGUCCAGGAAAAGAAUUACAGACAGAGGGAACCGUCUGCUUGAUGGCUCCAAGGCAGAGAGGAGCAAGGCUUGCUCUAAGAGCUCUAGAGUGAAUGUGACACUGACAUCCCCCAAUUAAUGGCGUCAACCUAGUGAUCCUUUUAACUACAGUUUUUAAGCUUCGAUUGUGUCCUUUAAUAUGUAUUUAGAUAUAAAUUAGCGAUUUUUCCUUUUGUUAUCCUAUGAUUAGAACUAAAAUUAUGAGACUGUCGAAAGAAAACACUUUGUCAUUGCCGCUCAUAGUCCAGUCUGGAAGUUAUCUUCUAAUAUUAAAUAUUUGUUAGACUGGUUCAUAAGACUGAAACACUGACAUUUAGGUGAUAGAUUUCAAAAUUUGAGUGUUAGUGGGACCAACUUGUAAUAUUAUUAAUUUAUUUAAUAUUGUUCAUUAUUAUGAUCCUCUGCUCAGAUACUUCUUUUUCCAAACGUUUUCCUAUAAAUUGCUUUGUAUUGUUACACAAUAGACUUACGUAACUCAGGUCAGUAAUAGAUACUUUGGAAAAGUAUGCAAGAAUGUUAGAUCAAAACCUUCUCAGUGCAGUUUUUCUUUAUUGUUUCUGGUCUUUUAUCUUAAUUGUUGUUUCUAAAUUAGUGAAAGAGAAAAAUAAAUGUAGUUUCCAAAGAAAAGAUUUCAUAAUUUUUUUAGUUCUGUAACAUCAUAAGAAACACAGAAGAAUUCACUCAUGAAUGUACUUUUUCCCCCACCUCAAAUUUGAACCAGGCCUAAGACUUACACCCUAAGUUUUGUGUUUAUAUAAGAUUCGGUGCCACAUACUUCCUGUCUAGUACAUAAAUUUGGGUAAUAAAACUGUUGAAAUGAAGAAAAAUCCCAGAUGUUCUGGUAUUAAAUUGAAAUUAAUGUUAUUUUGGCAGGUUAUUCUCGUUCAAGUUAAUCCAGGUGAGACUUUUACAAUAAGAGCGGAGGAUGGAACGCUUCAGUGCAUUCAAGGACCUGCUGAAGUUCCCAUGAUGUCACCCAAUGGAUCCAUUCCUCCCAUCCACGUACCUCCAGGCUAUAUCUCACAGGUGAUUGAAGACAGUACUGGAGUCCGUCGGGUGGUGGUCACACCCCAGUCUCCUGAGUGUUACCCUCCGAGCUACCCCUCAGCUAUGUCUCCGACCCAUCACCUACCCCCCUACAUGCCUCACCACCCACAUUUUAUUCAUAACUCACACACGGCUUACUACCCACCUGUUACUGGACCUGGAGAUAUACCGCCUCAGUUUUUUCCGCAGCAUCAUCUUCCCCCAACAAUAUAUGGCGAACAAGAAAUUAUACCACUCUAUGGAAUGUCAAGCUACAUUACUCGAGAAGACCAGUACAGCAAACCUCCGCACAAAAAACUGAAAGACCGCCAGAUUGACCGCCAGAACCGCCUCAAUAGCCCUCCUUCUAUCUACAAACCCAACUGCACGACAGUGUACAAUGGCUACGGGAAAGGCCACAGUGGUGGAAGCAGUGGAGGCGGGGGAGGCGGCAGCGGUGGUGGGCCAGGAAUUAAGAAAACAGAGCGGCGAGCAAGAAGCAGUCCAAAGUCGAACGAUUCAGACUUGCAAGAGUAUGAGUUGGAAGUAAAGAGGGUGCAAGACAUUCUUUCAGGAAUAGAGAAACCACAGGUGUCUAAUAUUCAGGCAAGAGCAGUUGUGCUGUCCUGGGCUCCCCCAGUUGGGCUUUCGUGUGGACCCCACAGUGGUCUUUCCUUCCCCUACAGUUAUGAGGUGGGCUUAUCAGACAAAGGACGAGAUGGAAAAUACAAGAUAAUUUACAGUGGAGAAGAAUUAGAAUGUAACCUGAAAGAUCUUAGACCAGCAACUGAUUAUCAUGUGAGGGUCUAUGCCAUGUACAAUUCCGUAAAGGGAUCCUACUCUGAGCCAGUUAGCUUCACCACCCACAGCUGUGCACCCGAGUGUCCUUUUCCACCUAAGCUGGCACACAGGAGCAAAAGUUCACUAACCUUGCAGUGGAAGGCACCAAUUGACAAUGGUUCAAAAAUCACCAACUACCUUUUAGAAUGGGAUGAGGGAAAAAGAAACAGUGGUUUCAGACAGUGCUUCUUUGGGAGCCAGAAACACUGCAAAUUGACAAAGCUUUGUCCGGCCAUGGGGUACACAUUCAGACUGGCUGCUCGGAAUGAUAUUGGCACCAGUGGUUACAGCCAAGAGGUAGUAUGCUACACAUUAGGAAACAUUCCUCAGAUGCCCUCUGCACCAAAACUUGUCCGAGCUGGAGUCACAUGGGUCACGUUGCAGUGGAAUAAACCAGAAGGCUGUUCACCCGAGGAAGUAGUUACCUACACCUUGGAAAUUCAGGAGGAAGAAAAUGAUAACCUUUUCCACCCAAAAUACACUGGAGAGGAUUUAACCUGUACUGUGAAAAAUCUUAAAAGAAGCACACAGUAUAAAUUCAGGCUGACUGCUUCUAAUAUGGAAGGGAAAAGCUGUCCAAGUGAAGUUUUGGUUUGUACGACAAGUCCAGACAGGCCUGGACCUCCUACAAGACCCCUGAUUAAAGGACCAGUGACAUCUCAUGGCUUCAGUGUCAAAUGGGAUCCUCCAAAGGACAAUGGUGGUUCAGAAAUCCUCAAGUAUUUGCUGGAGAUUACCGAUGGAAAUUCUGAAGCAAAUCAGUGGGAAGUGGCGUACAGUGGAUCGGCUACAGAAUACACUUUCACCCACUUGAAACCAGGCACUUUGUACAAACUCCGAGCAUGCUGCAUCAGUACUGGUGGACACAGUCAGUGUUCUGAAAGUCUGCCCGUUCGCACACUAAGCAUUGCACCAGGUCAGUGUCGACCACCGAGGGUUUUGGGUAGACCCAAGCACAAAGAAGUCCACUUAGAGUGGGAUGUUCCUGCAUCUGAAAGUGGCUGUGAGGUCUCAGAGUACAGUGUGGAGAUGACGGAACCUGAGGAUGUAGCUUCGGAGGUGUACCACGGGCCAGACCUGGAGUGCACCGUUGGGCACCUGCUUCCCGGAACUGUGUAUCGUUUCCGGGUGAGGGCUCUGAAUGAUGGAGGGUAUGGUCCCUAUUCUGAUGUAUCAGAAAUCACCACUGCUGCAGGACCACCUGGACAAUGCAGAGCACCUUGUAUUUCUUGUACGCCUGAUGGCUGGGUCCUGGUGAGUUGGGAGAGUCCUGAAAGUUCCGGUGCCGACAUCUCAGAGUACAGAUUGGAAUGGGGAGAAGAUGAAGACUCCUUAGAACUCGUUUAUCAUGGAACAGAAACCUGCUUUGAAAUAAGAGAUCUGUUGCCUGCUGCACAGUAUUGCUGUAGACUACAGGCUGUCAAUCAAGCAGGAGCAGGGCCGUAUAGUGAGCUUGUCCACUGUCAGACACCAGCAUCUGCCCCCGACCCUGUCUCCACUCUCUGUGUCCUGGAGGAGGAGACCAUCAGCGCCUAUCCUGAUUCGCCUUCUGUGUGCCUUUUACUGAACUGGGAAGAGCCGUGCAAUAAUGGGUCUGAAAUCCUUGCUUACAACAUUGAUCUUGGAGACACUAGUAUCACUGUGGGCAAUACCACCACCCACGUUAUAAAAGAUCUCCUUCCUGAAACCACCUAUAGGAUCAGAAUUCAGGCUAUAAAUGAAAUCGGAGCUGGACCAUUUAGUCAGUUCAUUAAAGCAAAAACUCGGCCAUUACCACCCUUGCCUCCUAGGCUAGAAUGUGCUGCAGCUGGUCCUCAGAGCCUGAAGCUAAAGUGGGGAGACAGUAACUCCAGGACACAUGCCGCUGAUGACACAGUGUACACGCUGCAGCUGGAGGACAGGAACAAGCGGUUUAUUUCAAUCUACAGAGGACCCAGCCACACCUACAAGGUCCAGAGGCUGACGGAGUUCACGUGCUACUCCUUCAGAAUCCAGGCAGCAAGUGAUGCUGGAGAAGGGCCCUUCUCAGAAACCUACACCUUCAGCACAACCAAAAGUAUCCCCCCGACCAUCAAAGCACCUCGAGUGACACAGUUAGAAGGAAAUGCAUGUGAAAUUCUAUGGGAGACGGUACCACCAAUGAAAGGCGAUCCUGUCAACUAUAUUCUGCAGGUAUUGGUUGGAAGAGAAUCUGAAUACAAACAGGUAUACAAGGGAGAAGAAGCCACAUUCCAAAUCUCAGGCCUCCAGACCAACACGGACUACAGGUUUCGUGUGUGUGCGUGUCGUCGCUGUUUAGACACCUCUCAGGAGCUAAGCGGAGCUUUCAGCCCCUCUGCAGCUUUUGUACUGCAACGAAGUGAGGUCAUGCUUACAGGGGACAUGGGGAGCUUAGAUGACCCCAAAAUGAAGAGCAUGAUGCCUACUGAUGAACAGUUUGCAGCCCUCAUUGUGGUUGGCUUUGCAACUUUGUCCAUUUUAUUUGCCUUUAUAUUACAGUACUUCUUAAUGAAGUAAACACACCCAACAAAACUAGAGGUAUGAAUUUAAUUAAUGCUACACAUUUUAAUACACACAUUUAUUCAGAUACUCCCUUUUUUACGUCCUUUGUUCUUUGAUUUAUAUACUUCUCUUGUUUUACAGAUUUAGCUAGAAAAAAAAUAUCAGUGUUUUGGUGCACCUUUUUGAAAUGCAAAACUAGGAAGAGGUUAAACUGGAUUUAAAAAAAAGAAGAAAAGCAAACCAGAUACCAAAAGCUAGCUUUCUUAUGUUUUCUUUUGAAUUUACAGAUUUGCCUUUAUUCUGUUCUCACUAAUGGCUUUUGCAAGCCUUUGAUUUUUUUUUUUUUUUAAUAUUACAGUUUAGUAAUUUAUAUUCACCUAUUCACCUGUCACUUCUUAUGUCGUGAACAUCUGUACGUGUAAACAUGAAUCACAGCAUGUGUAGUUACAGGGCUAGGAUUUCAGUGUUGUCAGAGAAUCAUCACGCAACACCACCAUGCAGAAGCUGUGUUCACUAAGAUGGCCUGCCCUAAACGAGUUCCAUUUUGUUACUCAGUUAUUUAACUGUAUUUAGCUCAUUUAAAUCAAAAUGUGUACUUCAAUGUAAAAUGUUUUAAUAAUCUGUAUUUCUUAUCAUUUUAACACUAUGAGCUGCCUGUAUACAAAAUCAAGUAACCAAAAUGCACCUAUAAAUUGUGGAGCAUUGUAGAUUUUUACCACGUCGAUUCAUAGCAGUAACUUUACGAGGGCAUUGUGCAAUAGUUAGUUGUUUCCUUGUUACAGCUGUUUUAAAAGCUGCUUUAACUUGUUUGUUUGUCUUUGUAUAUAACUACGUACUUCUAAUCACUAGAGUAAUUAUAUUCUGUUAUGUUUGACCAGAAUUAUAUGAUGAGAACUGGUGACAGUUUAGUGCCUCUGCCCGUUGUCCAUGAUUUACACUAAUUGUGAGCAAUCUUGUAACGUGUCAGCUCAUUAUUUUUGAAAGAUUUGCCUUUAGGCUGUUCUUUGAGGUAUCAAUGAAGUGAUUGAAUUCAGUACCUUAAUUCAGUGCACGUAAUACUAAUCUAACAGCAGAUAAAGACUGAUAAAGCCCAAAAGAGAGUCCUCUAAAUUUAUAGUUCCUAUUUCUGUGGGGUUGACCUGGCCGUCUAUGGAGAGGGAUUGUAUUUAGCGGUAAGCACAGGGUGUUUGGGGAUCAAGAAGCCUAGAUUCUCUCCCUGGAUCUGUCACUAACUUGCUGCGUGACCGAAACAUGUCACCUUUACCUCUGUGCCUCAGUUUUCCCAUGCAUUAAAAAUAAAAUAAAAUGGGGAUUCUAAUGUUUGUAAGUGCUUUGAGAUCCUUGAUCAACAGGUGCUAUUGGAAUGCAAGGUGUUACUCUUGCUUGUUUAUUUUGAGUCAUGAGAUAAUCAAUUUUAACCCAAAGUCUUUGGAUUAUUUAUAUGAAGUCCAUAAUGUUCGAGUACCUCAGGGACAUUUAAGAGUUGGAGGUGCAAAUAUAUUCCAAAAGGGUGCAACAGACACAGUGUAUACCCCUGCUUCUGUUUUUGUAUAUUUUUGCUACUUGGUUUUUCUUGAUCAUAGCUACUUUGUGCUUUGUGUUGUCUAAGAUACAGUAUCCUGUACUAGCUUAUAAUAUUCCCGUACCAAAGUCAUGGGGAAACCAACAUUUUUUUGUUUUUGGUUUAUUUAUACUAUAUUCUGCAUACAGUACUUUAAAUGCCAAUUACAGUGCAAUCUUUAUUUAUUGUAAAAUUUUAAAAAAUGUACUUAUGUACUAAUUUUCCCUUGUAGCAUGUUAUUUUUUUUGUGUGUUUUAUACUUUUGUAAUUCUAGGUCACUCUUGUUCUUUGGCAACAUCUGUAGUAUUAUUAAUCUUCUGACAUUUUCUUGUAUUUUUAAGGAUAAGAGCAUCUAGUGCAUUAAAUGCCAAAAAAAGAAAAAAAAAAUCCAUUAUCAGUGAUUGAAACGUUUACAUGUACCCAAAAAACCAUAAUCAUCUCUUGAAAGAUAGUGGUAAGAUCAAUGAAUUAUUCUGUGUGCCUAUAUUGAUGUAGUAAAUACUAGAGAGUUCUGUAUUUUGUUAUUGACUAUAAUAAUCAGUUUAAUUAGCCUUGCAAACUAAUGGCAUCAAGAUAAUAUAUUUUUGCCAAAGUUCUGGCCUUCCAAAAUAUAUCCCACUAUUUACGUAAAUGUGUGAUAUGAUCCACUCUGACAUUGCAUCUGCGUUUUCUGAGAUGAUUUCAUGCAGGUGUUUCAAGAAGAAGGCAUUUUUUAAGCAAUGAAGAGUCAACUGAGUACAAAAACCCUACUGUUUGCAAAGAAAAACAUCCCUUUUUGGUACACUUCAGAACUGCUGCUAUAAAGAAAUUCUCUGAAUUGGUUGUAUUUUUUAAAAUGAAAUUAGGCCAGAGUUGUUAUGAAUAUUUGAUUGUUUUGAGAUUUCAUACUAUCCGUGGAACCACCAGAAAGCUGAAGUGUGUGAAAUACAAGCUGACGGCACUUUAUUUUAUUGCUCUCCAUUGUUUGGUAUUCGUUAUAAUCCCUUCAGUCAGGAAAUUCUUACUCUAUAUGGCACUGUGUUCUAUCACAAAUAUGUAUAUGUGAUAUUGAUGUAUAACUAUAUAUAUUGCCAUUACACAUGAACAAUAAAAUAAAGUGUUAGAGUAAACUUAUUUCUUUGCUCCUUUGCAGUAAGUAGGAAUGAGUGAGUGGCUUUCUGAUGGCUCUGACUCUUCUGUCUGUCAGAUUCAUCUCUGGCACAAGAAAUCCCAGUCCCGUGAAGCAAAUGGCCCUGUCCUCAAAGAAAUGGUUUAAAAAGAAAACUUUUUUAAAAGAUUUUUUUUCUUAUUAUAUGCCUUGUUCUUAUCAACUUGAAAUGUUGGCAUUUUCUAACCUUGUUUUGUUGGCUACAGUAAUUCAGUAUUCAUGUCAACAUUGAAAAGUACCCUAAUUGAAUGUGUUUUGAAUGUUAUCCUUGCACAGUUCUUUAAAUUGAAAAACAAAAUGUUUUACCUCACUGUUGGACAUACAUUCCAAGCUUUUCAACUCUAGGAGAAAAAAAAAAAAAUUCAUAUGUUUUCCUGUAUUGUCAAUUUUAGACUUUCAUAUACAUUGUAUUAAAACUGCCAUAUCAAUUUUAUGUAUAGAUUUUGCAAAUACGAUGCUAUAUGUAAUACCUAACUGUAUCUGUAGUGUAUAUGUAAUAUAUUUAUGCCCAAUAAAUGUUUUAAUUCUUUCUGACUUAAGUAGGGUUUUUCUGCCAUUAAUAGGAUUGCUGUUGUUGUUGUUAUUGUUUUAAAGCUUAAACAACAUCCCAAAAGUUGCAAAUUCAAAUGCCUUUAGAGGCCAUGCAGUAGCAUAGUGCAUGAUGUUUGCUGUCUCAUCUAAACGGGCAGCCACAACUCGACUGCUGCUGGGUGAGGCAUUGCAGAAUUGCUGGUCACAAUCACAUGUGCCAGUAUUUCAAAAGAACCUUAAAAUCCAGAUUUUGAUCUAAAAUCUCCUGAUAUUUUAAAAAUAAUUUGUCUAAAUUGCUUGUAAAACUCUGUAUGGGCCAACUAAAAUGUGAUUGUGGACUACAUAGGCCCAUGAGCUGCCAAUUUCAGAGUGUGUGUGGAUAGUGUACCUCUUUGCCUAACAUUUAUAUGACAAAACUCAGGUGUCCACAUCUACCUCUGUCCACUUGGCACACUGGGUACUUCCUCCUCUGGAUCCCAUUCAACAACAACAGCAAUAAAGCAUAUUGUUCCUACUGUGGCCAUAGUUUCAUCAUUAGGUUAGAUUGUUUUGCUAGGAAUCUCUUCUGUCUUGAGUUCUUUAUAUUUUGGGCAUAGAGAUGUAUUGUUUAUAACUCAAAGCUCACAUAAAGAAUGGUAGUCAUUCUUAUGUGUAAAGAUGAGAAAUGGAACACAUCAAAUUUUGCAUGCUCCCGACACUUCACCAAAAAGAUGAUAAAGGAUUUAUUUUUUUAAGUCACAACUCCCCUCAAGAUGGUGUAAAUGGAAGAGAAGUCAUUAGCACCAGAAUUUUGGAAACCUAACCAAAGAAAUACGAGUUCUAAGUUAGCAGAGAGGAAAUUGAGAACAAACUCAACUUACAUGCAGAAUGCCCAGAAGGCUCAAAAGUUGGCAGCAUAUCUCUUUCAAGUGGUGUUGGGAGGGUCUAAAAUAGGAUUGGUUGAAAAUUGUUAAAGAUGCGGUUAGAUUCCCAGAGUUGCUCCCCAUUUCUUUUAAGCUGGACAACUUCAUCUCUAUCACACUUGCAGAAGCCUGGAAAUUUAUCCUCAGGAAAAGGUAAAACAGAAGGUCACUAGACUGCAAGACACUAUUCACAGUUGAAAGUGAAGGUACUAUACCAAAAAUGGGGAUUAAUGAACAUAAGCAUACAAGAGGAUGUCAGGAGAGUCUCAACCUGAAGAAUCUCAUGCAACCAAAAAAAGAAAGAUCUUCAGUGAAAUAAAUGAUUCAAGCAGAUCAUCCUUUGGUAGUGCUUCUCAACAUUAGCUGCACAUGGGUAUCACCUGGCGAGCUUUCUAAAAUCCCUCUAUCCAGGCGACAUCCUAGGCCAAUUAAAUGAAUAUUUCUGGAGUAUUAGUGUUUUUAGAGCCCUGAUGGUGCAGAGGUUAAGAGCUCGGCUGCUAACCAAAAGCUUGGCAGUUCAAAUCCCACCAGCUGCUCCUUGGAAACCCUAUGAGGUAUUUCUACCCUGUCUUAUACGGUUGCUAUGAGUUGGAGUCGACUCAACAGCGUUGGGUUCGGUUGGUUUGGUAGCAGUGUUUUUAAGGCUCCCCAGGUGAUUCUGCUCUGCAGCCAAGAUUGAGAACCACUGCCCUAAAGUGAAAACUGUCAGUCAGCAAUCUCGUGUCAGCUUUUUCAUCUGCCAUCUUAAAGUUAACCUGGCAUCUGAUGAAAGAAAGCUUCUAACGUGAAUGAAAAGACCAAACCCAACAACUUGGAAGAACCAGAGACUACAGGGAGAACAAGCCUCAAAAAAACUGCCAGUCUCCAGAGAGAGAAGAAAAGAUAAGGCAUCUGUAAAAUAAGGAUAGAAUACUACCAAAUAGGAAAUAUUCUUGAAAAUUAAAAUUCAGUAGUAGGGGUGAAAGCUGAAAUUGAGCAAAUAACCCAGAAAAUAGAGCAAAAAAGGAUAAAAGAUUAGGAUCAGUCUUGAGACGUCCAAUACCCAAGUAAUAAGAACUCCAGAAAAAAAUUAAAAAUGGAGGGGAGGAAAUCAUCAAACACACAUUUCCUGGAUGAAAAUAGGACCUCUACUAAGGUAUGCCAUCUUGAAAUUUCAAACAAGUAGGUCUAAGAGAAGUUUCCAAAAAAGAUUUUAAAAAGCAGGUCACAUAGAUUAGGAAUCAGAAUGGCUUUCAGACUUCUCAACAGUAAUACUGGAAGCUAGCAGUCAGUAAUUACGUCAAGAUUUUGGAAAAAAAGAUUUCCCAUCUGCCAUACUCAAUCAAGUGUAAAGGUGUCAUAAUAUUUUCAGAAAUGAAAGAUCUCAAAAAUUUGCCUCCCAUGCAUGUUUUCUCAGGAAGCUGCUAAAGAAUAUGCUCUCACAUAUAAGGGAAUAUUCCAAGAAUGAAGCAGCCAUGGGAUUCUGCCUUCAGUGUUUUCAUGCAGGUCAGAAGUUGGCUCUCUUAAGGCCCCUGGGUGGCACAAACUUUUCUGCACAGCUGGUUAGCAAAAGAUUGGCGGUUUGAACACACCCAGUGGCACUGAGGAAGAAACAGGCCUGGAAAUCUGUUUCCAUAAAGAUUACAGCCCAGAAAACCCUAUGGAGCAGUUCUAUUCUGUAACAUAUGGAGUCUCCUAAGUCACAAAUCAACAGCAAAAACAAAAAUUGACAGAAGUUGCUCUCUGACAUUUUGCCCCAAAAGGAUUUAUGCAACUUUCACUUUCUUACCCUUUCCCCGCCCCCAGCCUUCCUGUAUGCAUAAACACACACACGUGCACACACAUAGACUGAAAAGUGAUUAUUUUAAACAAACCUCUCAGGAUAUCUUGCCUUGGCUAAUUAAACCAAACAAUUAAAUCCAUGUGCAGAUUACAUUUAAUUCAGUGUGGCGACACAAGACUGUUUAAAAAAAAAAAAUCCCACCUCCAUUGCUAGACCAUAAGUGCCUCCAAAAAUGGAAGUGGGGAGGGAAUGUUUGCAUGAGGCAGUGAGUCUUAUUCAGCUCUGCAGCAUAUAGCAAGGCACCUAGCACAUAAUAGAUGCUAAAUAAAAUUUUGUUUAGUUGAACUCAAUUGAACUAAUUUUGUAGGAAAAAGUUCCCAUAGCAGUGGUGUGAUCCGUAAGACCCUUUCUCCAAAAGUCUUUUGCCACUUGAUUUUUGUUUUUAAUCAAAGUAAUUGUCAACAUU